AUGGACAGCUAUCACGCAUCCGAGUCUGGAUCGCGACAAGAAGCAUCCGAGAAACUGUUGUCCGACUCUAGCUCUCAGAACGAUUCUCACAACCAUAUCGAACUAAAACGCGCACGAAGAAGCCGGUGGUAUUCGCGAUGGAUCAUUGCACUUCCCGGAUUCUUUGCCUUCCUUACCAUUUACUCCUUGGCUUUGGUAUCUCUUGUGAAGGACUCGGCCUGUCUGGCUCAGUCUAAUUCAGCUGGGCAACUCAUCUACACACCUGUACGGGACGCCAUCGUCAAAGAAAAGAAGACCAUCGAUGUCUCGGUCCUGCAUGGAAAUCCCUUGAAAGGGCCACCAAGUCCGGAACUUGACGAGGCAUGGAGUCGACUUCUAAUGAAUGCCAACGUACGUGUGUCCGCAGAGGAUCUCGAGAAAGCAGGAGUCGAGUCCAUUCCGCUGAAUGAUGGCUCUGGCAAGUACUACGCGAUCCUGGAUGUGUACCAUCAAUUGCACUGCCUUAAAUACAUUCGCCAUUAUAUGUACAAGGAUAUUUACGACGACAUUCAGCCAUGGACUCCAACCCACGUAGAUCACUGCAUUGAUAGUAUUCGGCAGAACCUGAUGUGCAAUGCGGACACGGCAAUGAUGGGGUUUCGGUGGGUGAAUGAUAGUCUCGAGCCCAAGCCAAAUUUUCGUGGCCAGCAUGAGUGUGUGAAUUGGGAGAGUAUCGAAGAAUGGGCCUCUGAGCGAUCAUUCAACCCAGAUGACCAGGCGAAUUUGCGCCACCCAAGCGCUGCAUAG
Molecule: messenger RNA, 786 nt
Organism: Botrytis fragariae
Lineage: Eukaryota; Fungi; Ascomycota; Leotiomycetes; Helotiales; Sclerotiniaceae
Exons: 3
Coding region: 1-786 (261 amino acids)
Biological process (GO): mycotoxin biosynthetic process
Source: RefSeq, a predicted model, not a curated record